CCAAUCCACACCAUGUCUUCCAAGCCUACUGUCAUAUCUGUUAUAGGCUCCCUAAAUGUGGACCUCGUCACUCGAACACCCCGUGUACCUGUCGCCGGUGAGACAUUGACGUCGGAAUCCUUCGACAUCGGCUUUGGAGGUAAAGGUGCCAACCAAGCAGUCGCGUGCGCACGUCUAUCAAGAACGGAAAAGCAAGCAGCUAGCGGAGAAGCCUCUGAUGUCGAGGUGCGGAUGGUGGGUGCGGUGGGCGAAGAUCAAUUCGCACCGGAUUUCUUGAAGAGUUUACAGAAGGACGGGUUGAAUACGUCAAAGAUCCAAGUGCUGCCGGGGAAGAAAACAGGUGUUGCUGUCAUUAUCGUUGAGAGCCAGACCGGUGAGAAUAGGAUCAUGUUUUGCCCGGGAGCAAAUUACGACGUGCCGGUGGCGGACCUGGUGGACAGCGACGCUUCGGUGGCGCUGUUCCAGUUAGAGCUUCCAAUGGAUGUCGUAUUGCAUAACAUGAAGGUAGCACGCGAUAAGGGCGUCGAAACCAUCAUCAAUCCAGCACCUGCGAUACCAUUGCCAGAUGAGGCAUACCAAGGACUUGGACACCUCCUCGUGAAUGAAACAGAAGCUGCAAUUCUCUCAGGCAUCUCCAAUCCUACCUCAUGGGACGAGGUUGCCGCUGUCUUCGUCUCGAGAGGCGUUAAGAACAUCAUCAUCACUCUUGGUGGAGAAGGUGUAUACUACCAGACUGAUAAGCUACAUUCGCAGUCGCAGGCGGGAAAGCUUGUUCCUGCUCGAAAGGUCAAGGUGGUUGACACGACAGCGGCCGGAGACACGUUUGUGGGUGCAUAUUCAGUCGCUAUCGCUCGUUGGAAGUUGAACGCCAGUGAUACUGAGCUCGACUUGGACGAAGUAAUUGCAUUCGCCAACCGUGCUGCCUCCAUGACUGUCCAGAAGAAGGGCGCCCAGUCAUCGAUUCCUUGGGUUGAUGAGGUACCAAUAGCUUAGCAGACCUAAGGCUGCAUGAAUAAAGCGCUCGUAAGGGAUAAAAAAAAAAAAAAAAGGCUAUCUUGAACAUAAAGCACAUCAACCUAGAAUAUCUAUUUGCCUGUCAGGUUAGUUCUAGCGCUUUGAAAGAAUGUGUCAGCCGUAGACCUCUGCAAAAAUGCAGGGCCAUCUCUAAUUCAGCAAUGCCUAUCCAAAUCAGGCACCUCGCUUUUGCCGACAUGGCCUAUUACUGAUCCCGAGGUUGAUAAUGUUGAUCUCCUCCCCAACUGGUCAGCGCCCGGUUUCGGCCAGCGCUUCCAACGAGGCGUAGUAUUGUACGAUUAGGCGAUUUUGAGGCCUGCACGGGUCAGAUUUUGUGUACGUUUGUACGCCAGAGAGGAGGAGAGGUAAGU
Lindgomyces ingoldianus is the source of this 1385-nucleotide messenger RNA. Its product is annotated as Ribokinase-like protein. Gene Ontology annotation, molecular function: ribokinase activity. The record is from RefSeq and is a predicted model, not a curated record. Lineage: Eukaryota; Fungi; Ascomycota; Dothideomycetes; Pleosporales; Lindgomycetaceae. The transcript has 3 exons. Gene Ontology annotation, biological process: D-ribose metabolic process. The coding region runs from base 13 to 993 and encodes 326 amino acids.